Messenger RNA from Verticillium alfalfae VaMs.102, 1185 nucleotides. RefSeq lists its product as hypothetical. The record is from RefSeq and is a predicted model, not a curated record. Lineage: Eukaryota; Fungi; Ascomycota; Sordariomycetes; Glomerellales; Plectosphaerellaceae. Bases 1 to 1185 code for a protein of 394 amino acids. The transcript is spliced from 2 exons.
AUGUCUUCCUCGGAAUUCCUCACCCCCUCCUUUGUGGGCGGCUGGGCUACGGUCCUCGCCAUCGCCGGCACCAUUGGCUACAACUAUUACCAGAAGCAGAAGCCCGUCAGCGCGCCCUCCAAGACCACCCAGGUGCCUUGGAGCCCUCCAAAGAAGGGCAACCGCGCCAAGAAGCAGCGUCAGGAGGCCUACGCCACGGCUGCCCAGAACGCACCCCGUGACGAGACACCACGUGACAACUCUGCUGCAACGAUCUCGAAGAAGAAAGAGCGUGACGAGGAUGCCGACAACAAGGCGUUUGCGAGACAAAUGUCUGGUGUCCAGGAGGGCGUCAAGUUCACCGGCAAGAAGGCGGAUGCCGGCAAGAAGAGCAAUAAGCAGAAGCCCCUGCCGAGGAGUCAUCUUCUUCCAACGCCGAUGCCGAUGACGACCGCUCCCCUGUGGUCAAGACUGCUGACGGCAAGCGGCGUCAGCGACAUGCUCGAGCCCUCUGCUCCCGGCCCUUUCGUCCUUCGUCUCACCGACACGGAUAAGCAGAAGUCCAAGCCCAAGGUCGCCAAGGCUGCCGAGCCCGUCGAGACAAAGAAGCAGCGUCAGAACCGCCGCAAGGUAGAGGAGCGCAAGGCCGUCCGUGAGGAGGAGGAGAAGCUGCGCAAGAUUGCCAUGGAGAAGCAGCGCCGCGGUGCCCGCCAGGCCGCCGGCAUCCCUGCCAAGGACGGUUCCCAGUUCAUGGCCGCCACCAACGGCGGCAAGUCUGCCUGGAAGGCCGGCAGCCAGCAGGAGGGCCAGAAGGAGACGAUUGACGUCCAGCCCCUCGACACCUUCGAGACGACGACCACCAACGGCACCGCCGCCAGUGUCGCUCCCGCGCAGAACAAGCAGACCGAUGGCUGGAAGGCCUCGGCCCUGUCCGAGGAGGAGCAGAUCGAGCUGAUCAAGGAGGAUGACGAGUGGGCCACUGUCCCUACCAAGUCGUCCAAGAAGGCCAAGAAGUCCCCGGGCAGCGACACGGAGGCCGCGCCCGCUCCCCCCAGCGCUCCCCCCAAGGAGGCCAGGCCCGUUCCCCAGCCCAUCGUCAACAAGAGCAACUCGGCCAAGGCCAGCCAGUCUUACGGCUCCUUCUCCGCUCUGUCUUCCAAGGUCGACGACAACGCCCAGGAGGAGGAGACCGAGUGGGACGUCUAA